Xenopus laevis (African clawed frog) is the source of this 2570-nucleotide messenger RNA. RefSeq names its product carbohydrate sulfotransferase 9-like gene 3 L homeolog (gene chst9l.3.L). The record is from RefSeq and is a predicted model, not a curated record. Gene Ontology annotation, cellular component: membrane; Golgi membrane. Lineage: Eukaryota; Metazoa; Chordata; Amphibia; Anura; Pipidae. Bases 1152 to 2075 code for a protein of 307 amino acids. Gene Ontology annotation, biological process: proteoglycan biosynthetic process; carbohydrate biosynthetic process. Gene Ontology annotation, molecular function: sulfotransferase activity. The transcript has 4 exons.
GCAGCAGGGAGGCAAAGUGGGCGGCGUGGCCCUUCACACACAGCACGGCAGCAGCAGCAGCACGGGAACAGAGAGGAGUGGGAAGGUGGAGCCACAGCAGGAGAGAGGAUGGAGGAGCGUUCCUAGAGCCCGUCGGAUGCAUAGAAAAGAAAACUUAAAUUCCACAUCUCUGGAAAAGGAUGCUGCAUAUGAAUCUGGGAGAGUAAGAAAGAGGGAUGACAACUUUGAUCUAUAUCCUGAAUCCUGAAUACAGUCAAUAAAUGCAUGAAGAUGUGAUGUCAUGGAAACCCAUAAAGUUAAACAAAGGACAAACUCAACAAAAGAGACAAUGCUAGAAAUCAUUUCUAGAGCUUAGUGGAAUCAUUUAUUUAAAUAUGGACCCUUCUCCACACCUUGAUCAAAUACUUGGACUACUAUUUUGGAGAAUGAGAACAGCGCUAAGGACUGUAGGGAAUAUUGUUAAUUAAUGGUUAUAGAGGGCUCUGUCACCAAGGAUUCUUUCGCUGUCUAGGGGGGAUUUGUAAGAAAUAAGCCUUACCAGGGUGAUUUUAUAUGUAUAUAAUAUUUUAUGUGUGAAUAUUAAUGUCAAAUAUUAAUGUCAAAGAGACAGGUAAAAGGACAUAUGCUUGGACAAGGAGUUGCCUGCAGUCUCUGGGAUCAAAAGAAUAGUUAUAAACAAAAACAGGCUCAAGAAAGAGCAAGAGGCAUCAGGGUAUUCAAGUUAAAUAGUUGACCCUGAGGUGGUAGUAUGUGACUUGACAGUUUCAAUACAAUAUGUAAAUGAAGGCGAACUACAGGUUCUUCUGAUAUUAUGCAAAGUGGUGAGAUCAAGAAUUACAGGAUCUCAAAUGCCCUCCUUUGUAUAUGGUGCAGGAAUGUUAUGUCACCAAACAAGAAAUGAGUGUCCGCCUGGGCUUGUGUUUCAUCAGUUUAGCCAGUUGCCUUGUGGGGGUGAGACUAUAAAAUAGUAAAAAGAUGAGUCCAAAGUACAGUCUGGAGUUUUGUUUUGGGGAACAGACCUCUGUGUACAGGCAUCCAUCUCUGAACAGGAAUUCUGCAAACCCAGAGACUGAAGUGCUGUCCAAGGACUGGCUGCAAUACAUUCACUGGAUAUAGUUUGCUGUGUGAUCAUCAUCUGAACACUGCACAGGAUGCGGAAAGCAACAAGCAAGCUUUAUUUUCUUAUUACCUUUGUUUGUGCAAUAUCUGGAUUUCUGUUCCAUUAUAAAAGUAUACUUACCCUUUCUGCACAGAACUCAGUCACCCAAAACCAUCGAAGAGAUACUGUGCAAUAUAUAUGUCACAAAAACAAUAUGACCAGCUCCCAGUGGAAGAUAAAACAUUCAGUUGCAAGGCAGUUGUAUGUAGAACACACUCAUAAGUUUAUUUACUGUGAAGUGCCAAAGGUGGGCUGCUCCAACUGGAAGAGGAUAAUUCUUCUUUUAAACAGCAGUCUUGGACUUACUGUAGAUGAACUAAAACAUAACAAUGUCCACAUCUCCCCCUUACUGAGAAGACUAAGUUUUUACUCCUGGAAAAUGCAAGCAGAGCUCCUUAAUAAUUACACCACAGUGAUGUUCACCCGAGAUCCCUUAGAGAGACUGGUUUCAGCUUACAGAGACAAGUUUCUCCAUGAUGAGUUGUAUUACUACAGUAAAAAGGUGGCAAAUAGAAUCAAGAGCAGAAUCAGAAAAAAUGGAAAUUUAACAGAAAGGCUGAGUUUCAAGGAGUUUGCUAGCUUUAUCGUCUCAGAAAAUGCAACUUAUAGAGACAUUCACUGGACGCCCAUUAUGGAACUAUGUGAUCCAUGCAAUAUCCACUAUGACAUUAUAGGCAAGUUUGAAACCAUAAAACAAGAUGCUGCCUAUGUACUGAGAUCAAUCAGAGCACCGAAGAACCUGGAGUACCCCGAUAUAAAGCAUUACGCCAAUGAAACCAGGACCAAUGACUUAAUAAGCAAAGACUAUUUCAGAUCCCUCCCCAAAGAGCUAUUUAAAAAACUCAUGAAUGUUUACAGAUAUGACUUCCCCAUGUUCGAUUACAAUCCUUACAUUUAUUUACAAAUUAAUAUUUAAAUGGGAAGCAUACACAGCUAAUGGCUGGAUUACAUUUAUAUUUCUAAAUAACUUCUGUUUAUUUAGCAAGUAAUUAUAAAUUGUAUUUUUGUGCAAGUUGAGAAUGUUAUCUUCUCAGUGUUUUAAUUGCCUUCAUAAAUAAUUAUCAUUUAAAGGUUAAAAAUGCACCCUGCCCAUAGAAUUACAUUUAUUUUAGAAAACUUCAGAGGUACCUGAGUAGUCAGACAGAAAGGCAAAGAAAUAUCUUGAAGCACAUCACGGAUUAUUCUUGUUUUUUAUUCUCUACAUUUCACUUUUAUAGUUUUUGUUUUACAUUUUUUAAAUUUUUAAACAAGAAAAACGAAAUAUACUGAAUAUACUGAAUUCUCCAGCACCCAUUUUUAAAAAAAAACUCGUAACAUGAAAAUGAAAUAAAAUAUUUUCAAAAAAAAAAAAAAACUCGUGGGACAACCAUCCUCAUAACUUUAGAUUGGUCAACUGUUUAUACAAUCUUUU